AUGAGCAAACAAUGGAUCACGGUUAGGAUCAAACAAAAGGGCGAGUGUAAAUGUAUCCCAUGGAGGAAUUUGCGAUACUUGAUCCUAGCACAUCCUGAUGGGAAAAAGAAAGUUGAUGUGUUUGCUUUGAGUAUCUACGAGUUAGUGAUUUUCCCUAGAGCAUUGGGGCAUGUUGACGAAGCAGUUUCAGAUCUCUUUGAUUGGUUGGGUAAAGGGGUCACGCCUGUUCCUGUGAUUUUGGCUGAAACGUUUAGAUAUUUGAAUGCAUGUAGGCGAGCUGGUGAAGACAAAUUUAUAGGUUGUGCGCAAUUGUUGAUAGCUUGGUUCUAUAUUCAUUUCUGGAAAGUCUACAAAGUUUCGUAUCAGGUUUUUUCUGGGCAUUACUCCCCAUUAAAAGAGAUAGUGGCUACGCCAAGAAGGGACGACAUAUCAGAAGAAAAUUGGAUAGCAAUUCUGCAAAAUCUUCAAGAGGAUUAUGUGGAGUGGAGAGCUCAUUGGUUGAUUCCUGAUGGAAUUCUCUACCGUUGUAGAAGCUUUGACUGGGUUCUGUUGCUUGGGAUUUGGGGAGCCGUCGGGUAUGCACCUUUGCUGGUCCUAAGGCAAUACAAUUCAAGACAGUUUGUGCCGGCAACAUAUGAUUUAGCUCAAUGUGAGUUCUCGUACCGAGGAGACAAUUACAAGAAAAAGGUGAAAGAAAUUUCUCAGGCUUGGAAUCAGGUUCAUAGGAUGAAAAGGCUAGCUGUGGGUUCGAUGACAACUCCAGAGUACGGUGAGUGGCGAGGUAAAAGAAUUAAUGAUAAUAUUUCGGAGUUAAACUUGGAGGGUGUUCGACCAAUGGAAGAGUACCUACAAGUGAUCCCAUCAGAGUUGGAGAUUAUAAAACAAGAUUUCGAAAAGAGGAAUUUAGAACUUGAAAAGAAAAUAGAGCGGGUGGAAGAAGAGAAGAUGCAUUUGAGGCUAGACGUUGACGUCCAAAAGUUAGAAGAUGAAAAAUUCAAGAAAUGGAAGAAUAAAGUAGAGGAGGAUCUGGAUAGCUUAAAGACGGACUACAAAAAGCUACGAGUAUCAAUGAGAACUGCUGGGUUGGGAAAGACUUCAGAGCAGUGGCGACAGGAGAUCAGGAAGAAAGAAACAAAGCCGAUCAGUGGGAAAGAAAGUCCCGGGAGACUCAAGUUCAGAAAGAGACCUUAG
Gossypium raimondii (Peruvian cotton) is the source of this 1191-nucleotide messenger RNA. RefSeq lists its product as uncharacterized. The record is from RefSeq and is a predicted model, not a curated record. The coding region runs from base 1 to 1191 and encodes 396 amino acids. The transcript has a single exon. Lineage: Eukaryota; Viridiplantae; Streptophyta; Magnoliopsida; Malvales; Malvaceae.